Arabidopsis thaliana (thale cress) is the source of this 2453-nucleotide messenger RNA. RefSeq names its product Autophagy-related protein 13. Gene Ontology annotation, biological process: autophagy; autophagosome assembly. The coding region runs from base 366 to 2243 and encodes 625 amino acids. NCBI's taxonomy places the organism in Eukaryota, Viridiplantae, Streptophyta, Magnoliopsida, Brassicales, Brassicaceae. Gene Ontology annotation, cellular component: Atg1/ULK1 kinase complex; autophagosome. The record is from RefSeq and is marked reviewed. The transcript is spliced from 4 exons.
AUUUAAGUGUGUAUCGAACGAGUCACGAAGAAGAUAUCAAAUCGUCUCUGGAAAAAUAAAGAAUUUUAGAAUGAACGAAUUAGUAUUACUUAUCUGAUAAUGACGAUAACUAACUUGCUUGAUUUCCAGAUAUUCCUCAUGGUUUUGAUUCAAUUUCGUCUCCCAUAGUUUUGAACUCGCAACACUAACUUUUUGUAAUCGAAAGUUUUGUCCUUUUUUUUUAACAAUCGUCGUUUAGGGUUCUUUCAAUUUUGCCGAUAAAAUCUUAUAUAAAAAAAAAACAGUGAAGAAUAAGUUCGAAGAAGAAGAAGAAGACUUAAAAAGCAGCGACACAAGUCGGUGGUGACUCGGUAAGAAAAAGAAAGAUGUCAUCUUCACACAACAGGAGUAACAACAACAAUUCAGAAGGAGCUAAAGCAGAACAGAUCAUAUUUGAGUUCUUUGCUAAAAGCCUUCACAUCAUUCUCGAAUCAAGGACUCCUUUUAUGUCUUCAAGGAACUUUAGUGGUGAGCAGAUGAUUUGUUCUCCUUCCUCAUCUUCUUCCUCUUCCUCGAGUGUUAGACCUCGAGACAAAUGGUUCAAUCUAGCUCUUAGGGAAUGUCCUGCAGCUUUAGAGAGUUUCGAUAUCGGGCGGAGAAGCAGUCUUGAGCCUUUGGUUGUUGAUGUUGUUCUUGUGGUGAGGCCACUUGUUGGUGAUCAGUCUGGUAAAAGGGAGCUUAUCAGGAACUUCUCCGGGAAAGAUUAUCAGUCUGGUUGGAAUUCUGAUCAAGAUGAAUUGGGAUGUGAGACUAAGAACGAGCAGAUUAUUGAGAGAUGGGUGGUGCAAUAUGAUAAUAGGAAGAUCAGGGAAUCUGUUACUACUAGUAGCAGGAGGUCAAGCAGUAAUAAGUUGCAAGUGAUGUAUAAGAAAGCUACUCUGCUGCUUAGAUCAUUGUUUGUCAUGGUUAGGCUUUUACCUGCUUAUAAGAUUUUUCGGGAACUCAAUUCCUCGGGGCAGAUCUUCAAGUUCAAGCUUGUUCCUAGGGUCCCUUCUAUAGUUGAGCCAUUCACUCGUAAAGAAGAAGCAGAAAUGCAGAAGUUUUCUUUCACACCGGUUGAAACGAUCUGUGGUAGACUUUGCUUAUCGGUUUUAUAUCGUUCUCUCUCAGAUGUCAGUUGCGAACACUCUACACCUAUGUCUCCAACAUUUAUAACCGAUUAUGUUGGAAGUCCCUUGGCUGAUCCUUUAAAGAGGUUCCCUUCCCUUCCUCUUUCAUAUGGUUCUCCUCCAUUGCUGCCAUUUCAAAGGCGCCAUAGCUGGAGUUUCGAUCGUUACAAGGCAUCUCCACCUUCUGUUUCUUGCUCACCAUCGCCUACACGCUCGGAUUCACAUGCAUUGGUUUCACAUCCUUGCUCUCGUCAUCUUCCUCCUCACCCUUCUGAUAUACCCACUGGUCGUAGGAAGGAAAGCUACCCCGAAGAGUAUUCUCCUUGUCAAGAUUUCUCCCCUCCUCCUUCUCCUUCAGCACCAAAACACGCCGUCCCAAGAGGCAUCACACGUACUGAAAGUGCUCCAGUCAGAAUACCAGCUCCAACUUUCCAGUCCAAAGAAAACGUUGUGGCACCUUCUGCUCAUCUGAAGUUGUCGAGACACGCUUCGUUGAAGCCUGUGAGAAACUUGGGUCCUGGUGAAUCUGGAGCAGCAAUAGAUAAGCUGUUUCUUUAUGGGAGAGAUGACUUUAGAAGACCUUCUGGGGUGAGGCCGUCUUCCAGCAGUUCUCCGCGGAUAUCAUUUUCCCGGAGUUCCAGUAGAUCUUUCCAAGACGAUUUUGAUGAUCCUGAUUUCCCUUGCCCAUUUGAUGUUGAGUAUGAUGAUAUUACAGAUCGGAAUAGCAGACCAGGGUCGUUUGACCACAGAGGAGACAUACAUGAACCAUUCGAUUCAAGCGGGUCAUACCCGAAGAAGUCCCAAGAUGCUGCAGUUGGUGCCCUUGUGAGAAUGCUGAAGAAAGCGCCACCUCUCAGACAAGAUGUCUCUGAAUCUUCCAGACCUGAAAUUUGCUCGAACAACAACAAACCCGCAGGGGCUCAUGAGAUAGCAGUAGCGUCUAUCACAGCCUCGGGGAUUGCUCUGGCCUCAAAGACAACAGCUGAUGCUUUGGAAGAGUUGAGGUCUUACAAAGAAAUGAAGAAUCAUUUGUUGCUUGGUCAAUCCACAUCAAACCCUUCCUCGGUUACUAUUACUUCACCCUUUGAUGUUUGAUGUUUCAGAAUCUUGACCCAUUUUGGGUUUCGGUUUGUUUUUUUUUUUUUUUUUUUUUCAUAUAAUGUGUGCCUAUGUAAAUAAUAUUAAGCUCUCUACUCUUUGGAUGAUAUUGGUCCAUGUAAAUAAACUUAUACCCAGGAAAAAAAGAAAAAAAAUUCCAUGUAAAUAAAAUGGUAAACAUAUGUUAACUACUAUUUAUAAUCAUUA